Messenger RNA from Haliotis rubra (blacklip abalone), 3161 nucleotides. Its product is annotated as serine/threonine-protein kinase A-Raf-like. Bases 37 to 2391 code for a protein of 784 amino acids. Gene Ontology annotation, biological process: signal transduction; protein phosphorylation. Gene Ontology annotation, molecular function: ATP binding; protein kinase activity. The transcript has 16 exons. Lineage: Eukaryota; Metazoa; Mollusca; Gastropoda; Lepetellida; Haliotidae. The record is from RefSeq and is a predicted model, not a curated record.
AGGAGGUCACGUGAGCAUAUCGUCAAAGCAUGUAAGAUGGCGGUCGUGCAACAACCGACUAUGAACGGAGAUAUUAAUACAAGUUUCACCAUAGGGCCACGGGAGGAAGAUGCUUACACUACUGGAAACCUUCAAGAUGAGAUUGAAAACAUACAGAAAGUUAUUGAAGUCACUCGACAAAAAUUGGAGGAAAUGAAUGCUGAGUUUGGCCGACAUCAGCAUCCCCCUCCGAUGUAUAUUAAGGAAUAUGAAGAGCUUGCAAACAAAAUCCACGAAUUACAGACCCGAGAACAGAAGCUCUUGGAACAAAUGAGUAUUGGGCGUGCCACGCCACCCCCCACCCCUUCUCCAGAGCCUGCUGGUGCCGCAGCAGAACCAGAGCCCCCUGUCCUGUCCCCAGGGCCCCUCACCCCUAACAACAGCUCCAGCAACUUAUGGUCGAUGAACACAGGACAGCGGAGUCCUCAACUCCCUCUUCGCUCACCUGUCGGACACACCAAACACAUCAAGGCAUAUCUACCAGAUAACAUGGUGUCAACUGUGAAUGCAACGCCUAGUGUAACAUUAAGAGAUGGGUUGUACAAAUCAAUGCGCAGAAGAGGACUCGAUCCCAACAAAUGCCAAGUCUUUCGUCAUAAAACAAGGAUUCCACUGACAUGGAACACAGACAUGGCUGAGUUGGCCGGACAGGAAGUGACGAUCGAGUUGAUGGAAAGUGAAGAGGACUUGACCGUUGCCCAGCGAAACACAACACGGGCUGUUAUCCUUUCACACAACUUUGGUCGCAAGACGUUUUUCUCGCUGACUUUCUGUGAUAUGUGCCGCAACCUGUUGUUUCAAGGCAUCCGUUGUCAGACAUGUGGCCUCAAGUUUCAUCAGCGAUGUGAGGAGAAGGUGCCGCGGACAUGUCAGGGUGACCUUGAGUACUACUUCCGUGCUCAGCGAGAAGGAUCACGGGAACAAAUGAGACAGAUACUAGUAGAAGAAGAACAGCGCAGUAGAAGCACACGGAGGAACCAGGGUUUGCCAUCUCCCAGAACAGGUCAUCGUAGUCGGGCCCCAGCUCCACAGCUGGGGCAGAGAGAGCGGUCAACAUCAGCUCCAAAUGUCUGUGUAAAUCUAGUCGAUCAUGGAGAGCAGGAUUUCAGUAGAAGACUGGGAGCACUUGGAUCCAGAUCGCAUCAAGGUCAGCAUUUAAACACUUUGACUCUGCCAGGAGGUCACUCGCAGAGUCCUAGCAAUAGUCCCACGAAGAGCGCUCAGUCCUCGCCAACCAGCGCAUCCAAACAUGUGCGCCCAAGAGCCAAGUCAGUGGAGACAGACCCGGGAAAGAGUCGGAGACCGAGACGAGAUUCCAAUGAGGACUGGGAGAUUCCUAAUGAUGAAAUUGUUUAUGAUCAACGAAUUGGAUCGGGGUCAUUUGGAACUGUGUACAAGGGUCACUGGCACGGUCCUGUAGCUGUGAAGAAGCUGAACGUCACGGAUCCCACACCAGCCCAGUUGCUGGCUUUCAAGAAUGAAGUUGGAGUGUUGAGGAAAACCCGUCAUUAUAAUGUGUUGCUGUUCAUGGGGUGCCUGUCGAAGCCCCAUCUGGCCAUAGUCACUCAGUGGUGUGAUGGCCACAGUCUGUACAAGCAUUUACAUGUGAAGGAGACAAAGUUCAGGAUGGACCAGCUCAUCAUGAUAGCAAAACAAACAGCACAGGGCAUGGAUUAUCUUCAUGCCAAGCACAUCAUCCACAGAGAUCUGAAAACAAACAACAUAUUCUUGACAGAAGUGCUAACAGAGAACAUGACAGUAAAGAUUGGAGACUUUGGACUGGCUACAGUGAAGACCAGAUGGAGUGGUUCCCAUCAGUUCCAGCAACCAUCUGGAUCCAUUCUCUGGAUGGCUCCGGAGGUGAUACAGAUGAGGGAAUCCAACCCCUACACCUUCCAGUCCGACGUUUAUGCCUUUGGUAUUGUCAUCUUCGAGCUCAUGACACAGGAGUUGCCUUACGCAAACAUCAACAACAAGGAUCAGAUAUUGUUCAUGGUUGGAAAAGGCUACCUGCGGCCAGACAUGACAAGAGCACGGACAGACACGCCCAAGACCUACAAGCGUCUCGUUCUUGAUUGUGUUUGUUAUGACAGGGAAACAAGGCCCCUGUUCCCUCAAGUGUUAGCUAUUUUGGAGAACUUAUAUUUGUCUAUACCAAAGAUCAAGAGAAGUAAAUCGGAGCCUGCCAUCCACAGAACAGACUCUUUUGACAUGGAAUUUAAAUAUAUGUGUGCAUCACCAAAGACUCCUAUUAAUAGUCAAUUUGGACAUUUCUCAUUUUUUUCCCAACUACUGAGUGCUGUGGUGGACGGUGGCGAUGUCGGUGGCCGCAGUCACCUUGUGGCCACCUGAACAGACCCGAUAACCUGCGACAGCUGCAUGUACAGUCAGAUGAUCUCCUUCCAGUGCCCCCUGGUGGCAGUAGGACAAGACCUUGACAGUCACAUGUACGCUGUUGACGGGCUCCCUGCCCGCCUGACCGCCGCCCACUUGCUGGCCUGCUCGCCGCACAUGCACGGUGGUGGACUGUAUCUACCAUGUCUUUCUCAUUAAUGCAGUAGCCUCAUUCCAGGUGCUUGCUGUCCCAUCAGAAAGAGGCCGACCCAGGUUGCGCUAAGUCCGACUUAGGGGCUGGUUCAGAUUUAUGUUCAAUUGCAGACCUAUGAAUCUGUGAGAUGAAAUAUGUUGUCAGUCGUCAUGAUUGAACUGUUGUUGGCCGAUUUUUAUGAUGUUGCUUUGUGAUUGGCUCCUGAGUUCGAAUAAUGUGUUCAAAAUGCUUUUGAAGUGCUAACGGAAGCGAUAUUGCUGGCGUCUACUCUGACGAGGAAAGGAAGGAUUUGUUGAUUGAUUCUGGCAUCAGCCAGAGAGUGUGGAAUAUAACAGUUUGUGAUAUCUGCUCGGGAGAGUGACAUUUGAUGAUGGACAAAGUGAAAGCAACUCAGAAGCGACGACGAUGAUGACGACAUCGGUCACCACAACUGACUGUCUUCUUUCUGAUCAACAGUCCAUCUGUGCUCUGCCAAAUUAUUUAUGGUUGUAUGUGUACAUUAUGUAAAUACUUCUCCCUUAUGUAAAUAUGUGACUUCCCACAUACUGAAUGGGUGGGGUUAUAUGGGGUUUAG